Molecule: messenger RNA, 2714 nt
Organism: Platichthys flesus (European flounder)
Lineage: Eukaryota; Metazoa; Chordata; Actinopteri; Pleuronectiformes; Pleuronectidae
Product: sphingomyelin synthase-related protein 1-like
Exons: 7
Coding region: 915-2207 (430 amino acids)
Biological process (GO): ceramide biosynthetic process
Cellular component (GO): Golgi membrane; endoplasmic reticulum membrane
Molecular function (GO): protein binding; sphingomyelin synthase activity; ceramide cholinephosphotransferase activity
Source: RefSeq, a predicted model, not a curated record
GAGGCAACUAAAACCAUUAUAAGUGACUGGGAAAUAACUAAAUGCACUUUGUUGGGACUUCAGUUGUUCUCUAUUGCAAUUGAACACAUUCAUUCUUUGGUUUUGUGAAGAAAAUUGUGUUUAAACUUGACAAACCACCAUAAAAACCAGUAGGGGAGUUGAUGUCAUGCUGACAUGAAGCAGUGUGAUGUUACAAUGUGGCCCUGUGCUGAACACAAUGUGUGGCCUUUGUUACUGACACAAACACACACACUCACACACGUCUCUCUAUAGAUGUGAGGACACUCAUUGACAUAAUGCAUUCCCUAACCCCCUACCCUAACCCUAACUAUCACAACUAACUUAAACCUAACUCUAACCCUCUAACACAAUUUGUGAGGACCAGCCAAAAUGUCCUCUUAACGUCGAAAAUGUCCUCACAAUGACGGUAUUGAACCAAAAUUUGCCCUCAUAACUAUAGAUAGACCUGUGCACACAAACACCGAAGAGCUUCAGCUUUGUAUGUGUGUGUGUGUGUGUGUGUGUGAGUCACUGUAAGCCACCAGACAAACAGGCUGACAUGGCACUUAUGAAUCCAACCUGCCCACCCCCCAAGUCAAAGCCUGAGGCCAGAGAAGCUGCAGCCUUCGGGCCAGUACAAUCCACAGACUUCACUGUCAGAGUGAUAGAAAGUACCAUAGUGUCUCGCUGAGGGGACCGAGCUGAGUCAGCAUUGGGGGUUAUCGCUCACCUUCAGACUCCAACAGCGAUUUCACUGGUGAACCUGGCAGACCUUUGAGCAGUGGGGAGCAGCACUGCAGUGACUUCUUUAUCAGAGAGUCAAAGGGCAAAGCAAAGAUUGAUUCACCAGUGCUCGACUCCAACUGUUGGAGUAAAACCUACUCGGCGGCUUUUGUGUAAACCCUGAACGUGGCAUGGCUCCUACCGGGGACAGUGUGGCUGUCUGGAGCUGUAAGCAGGUGGCCCAGUGGCUGCAGGAGGAAGGUUUUGGGGAGUAUGUGGAGUUAUUGUGCAGCCAGCACCGCCUGGAUGGGCCCAGCCUGCUGGCUCUGACUGAGGCUGACCUGCGGGGUCCACCACUGGGCCUGAGGGUUCUUGGAGACAUCAAGAGGUUAACCCUGGCGCUUCGCCGGCUCCAGAGACAGAACCAGGCCGAGCUGGAGGAGCUGGGCCUGCAGCAGUCAGACAGCCUCCCCUCUGGGCUCUUGUCGGGCUCGGAAGGAGGAGAGUGGGGAUGUGACGGAGCAGAGAGGAGGUAUAAUGGAGCUGAUCACUUGUUUAAUGGGACGGAGUUGCGGCUUAGGAAUGGCGACAGAUCUGGAUACGGUUUAGGAGCGACACUGUGUCAUACACACUCCAACUGGAGGUAUAGGCAGCACCUUGCUGGUAGACUGGACCCAGAGGUGUGGAAAACAGUCAUGAGUUGCAUAUAUGUGUUUUGUGUGUUCGGAUUCACGUCUGUUGUCAUGGUCUUUGUGCACGAGCGGGUCCCCGACAUGAGAACAUACCCACCACUGCCUGAUAUAUUCCUGGACAGCGUUCCCAGAAUCCCCUGGGCUUUUGCAAUGGCCGAGGCUUGUGGCCUCAUCCUGUGUUAUAUGUUUAUGUUGAUCCUGCUGCUUCACAAACACAGAUCCAUUCUCUUAAGGCGGCUGUGUUCUUUAAUAGGAACUGUGUUUCUGCUUCGUUGCUGCACCAUGUUUGUCACCUCCCUCUCCGUGCCAGGGCAGCACCUGAAGUGUUCCAGUAAGACAUACGGUGAUAUCUGGGAGAAGAUACAAAGGGCGUUAGCGAUCUGGAGUGGGUUUGGCAUGACCUUGACUGGUGUGCAAACAUGUGGAGACUACAUGUUCAGCGGACACACGGUUGUCAUAACAAUGCUCAACUUUUUUGUAACUGAAUACACGCCACGAUCCUGGAACCUGAUUCACACCAUCUCCUGGGUGCUUAACCUGUUUGGCAUCUUCUUCAUCCUGGCGGCCCACGAGCACUACUCCAUCGACGUGUUCAUCGCCUUCUACAUCACCACCCGCCUCUUCCUCUACUACCACACUCUAGCCAACACCCGUGCCUACCAACACAGCCGGCGAGCACGCAUCUGGUUCCCCAUGUUCUCCUUCUUCGAGUGCAAUGUGAAUGGACCUGUCCCAAACCAGUAUAACUGGCCAUUCAACAAACCCGCCUUCAUGAAGACUCUGAUAGGAUAGAGUAAGACGUUCAGAGAGCUAGAGCUGCUGUAUGCAUGGGCUGUAACAUUUACAGCCUGAUUUAGGAACUUUAUACUUGACAUGCUGCUUCUGAUCUUCUGCUUUACCUCAUUCACGUAAAUCUUUAUUUUGUUAAAUAAUCGGAUGUUUAAAGGAGAAGUUGGACAGUUUUUUGUCCACUCUCAUGUCUGUCUAAUAAAUAUAAAGCUAAAGCCAGCAGUUGGUUAGCUUAGUUUAGCAACACUACCCUGGCUGUUUAAAGUUAAAAAAAUGUAACUACUGGCACUAAACCUUGGUAAUAGACCAACUUGGCACUUUGACUCACUGCUGCUCCUCAAAUAAUAACCUGGCAUGAAACCUGUUGUAAAAACACAAUGUGUUGGUUUUACACUGUUAGUUUAAUGGACAUAUGCGAAAGCAGUAAGUUCUCACCUAACAAGAGCAAACUGUAAAUCUAUUCCUUUAAAAAAAAAUUCUGAGAUUAAAUUAAAUUGUACACUAUACAAA